AUGCGUCAGGCUAAAACUGGAUCACGUGUAGAGAAGAUCGUCCUCCUCGGAGCACAGUCCUCAGGCAAAACAUCAAUCGUUACAAGAAUUCAGAACAAUACAUUCAACGCAAAUGCAGGCUCUACAAUUGGUGCUGCAUUUACAUCUAAAAUUAUGAUGGUUGACGAUACCCAAGUUAAGCUUGAUAUUUGGGAUACAGCAGGUUCAGAAAAAUAUAAAUCACUUAUUCCAAUGUACUACAGAGAUGCUCGCGCUGCAAUCAUCGUUUUAGAUGUUACACGUGAAGAAACAAUCCCAGCUGCUGUUGAAUGGCUCAAUGAGCUUCGUGAGCACGGAAAGCAAGAUUGCGUUGUUGUCUGCGCUGCUAAUAAAGUUGAUUUAACUUCACAAAGAGUUAUCACUUCAGAACAAGUUGCAGACUUCGCCUUCUCAAACCAAGUUUCCUUAUACAAAGAAACAUCUGCUCUCACAGGCUCAGGCAUUCAGGAGCUUUUCAACGAAACAGCUAGAUUAUUGAUCAAAUUGCCAGCAGUUGAAUCACAGGAAGACACCGAAUUGAAGGGACUUGUCGGAAACUUAGAUACAACCAAUCAGCCACCACCAAAGAGUGGAUGCUGCUAA
Molecule: messenger RNA, 621 nt
Organism: Trichomonas vaginalis G3
Lineage: Eukaryota; Parabasalia; Trichomonadida; Trichomonadidae
Product: small Rab GTPase Rab5c
Exons: 1
Coding region: 1-621 (206 amino acids)
Molecular function (GO): GTP binding; GTPase activity
Source: RefSeq, a predicted model, not a curated record